Molecule: messenger RNA, 1111 nt
Organism: Andrographis paniculata
Lineage: Eukaryota; Viridiplantae; Streptophyta; Magnoliopsida; Lamiales; Acanthaceae
Product: BURP domain protein RD22-like
Exons: 2
Coding region: 1-978 (325 amino acids)
Source: RefSeq, a predicted model, not a curated record
AUGGAGCUCGUCAAGGUUCACCGUUUCAUGCUAGCAAUAUUUCUGUCUGUCGCAAUAAUGGUUGCAAGCCAACAUGAUACCGACUACAACAACGAGAAGAUUCCAGAAGCUUCCUGGACCUCAAUGCCCGAUUCUCUCAAACAGCUCCUUACCCAAACCUGGUCUGAGGAGAAGAUCCCCUCCGCAAUCGUCGGUCCCGGCGGCCUCAAUGUCCACGCCGGCACGCCGGGCGCCGGCUCCAACGUACACGUCGGAGUCGGCGGCGUCAGCGUCAGAACCGGCGGGCCUGGCCAGCGCAGAAGCGUCGACGUCAACCCGAUUCCGACCAAGGGCAUAACAGUCCAAACUCCCAGAGGCGCCGUUCGGGUCCACGUCGGCGUCAACCCCUUCCAGUACGGCAUCGUCGCCGACGACAAGGACCUCCGCGACAAUCCCAUGGCGUCGCUGUUCUUCUUCGAGAAAGACCUCCGGCCGGGCAACAAAUUGAACGCCCAAUUCGUCGAUUCCGACGCCGCGCCGGUUGCGUCCUCGCCGGAAUAUUCCGACUGCGAGAGGUCGGCGCGAUCGUCGUCCGACGAGGGCGUCUGCGCGAAUUCCCUGAAAUCGAUGGCCGAUUUCGCCGUUUCCAAGCUGGGGAAAGAUGUUCAGGCGAUGACGACGGCGGUGGAGGAUUCCGGCGAGAUGAAGGAGUACGAAAUUGUGGCGGUGAAUAAAAUGGACGGCGACCAAGGGGCGGUGGCGUGCCACCUCCAGGAUUCUGCGUAUUACUGCCACGUGGCGAACCCUACGGUGGCGUAUCAGGUGUCGAUGGUGGGCGGCGACGGAUCCAAGGCGGAGGCGGCGGCGGCGUGCCACGAGGACACGUCGGAAUGGAACCCUGAGACUUUUGCUUUGAAGGCGGUGAAGGCGGAGCCCGGCGAGGAAUCCGUCUGCCAUUUCAUGCCGAUGGGUGACGUGGCUUGGGUUUCUAGGCACUAGACUGGAUUAUAGGACUAUAACUACCUAGGGUUUCGAGACGACGUCGUUCCGCUACCUUAAUAAAUUAAUUAAUAAAUAAAUAAAUUCGUUGUGAAUUCAGGCAUAAAUCUCAUUGGUGGUUAUAGGAUAAUAC